Messenger RNA from Aphidius gifuensis, 1992 nucleotides. RefSeq names its product troponin I-like (gene wupA). The record is from RefSeq and is a predicted model, not a curated record. The coding region runs from base 422 to 1513 and encodes 363 amino acids. Gene Ontology annotation, biological process: muscle contraction. Gene Ontology annotation, cellular component: troponin complex. NCBI's taxonomy places the organism in Eukaryota, Metazoa, Arthropoda, Insecta, Hymenoptera, Braconidae. The transcript has 11 exons.
UUUUCCUUUUUUUUUUUUCUUUUAUUUUUUUCAUGGUAUUUUCAUGACGCUGUUAAAUGAACAAAUAAUAUUUAAAUUUGUUUAAAAACUUAUUUAUGGAUGCUCAAACUUUUGCAGUAUCAAAUUAUUAUUAUUUAAAAUAAGAAAAGAUAUGUAUUUGACAACUGCAAAAUAAAAAAAAAAAAAAUAAUAAAAAGAAACGAUAAAUAAUGGAGACGUUGAAAAUAAAAUAUAAAAAAAUCUUGAAUUUAAUAUAUAAUAAGAAUGAUGAGAAAAAAAAAAAAAAAAAAAGAAAAUGACAAAAGAUUGAUGGAAAAUGUAGGAAAAGAAGAAGAAGCAGGCAGAAACUGAACGAAAACGGGCAGAAGUGAGAGCCCGUCUUGAGGAAGCAUCAAAAGCUAAAAAAGCUAAAAAGGGUUUUAUGACCCCAGAUAGAAAAAAAAAACUCAGGUUAUUGUUACGUAAAAAAGCUGCUGAAGAAUUGAAAAAAGAACAAGAAAGAAAAGCUGCUGAGAGAAGACGUAUUAUUGAGGAACGUUGUGGCCAAGCUAAAGAUGUUGACAAUUCAAGCGAAGACGACUUGAAGGAGAUUUGCCAAGAGUAUUACGAACGCGUCUACGCGUGUGAGGGUCAGAAGUGGGAUUUGGAGCGUGAAGUACGGAAAAGGGACUAUGAGAUUGCCGAACUCAACAGUCAGGUGAAUGAUCUCCGAGGCAAAUUUAUGAAACCAGCUUUGAAAAAAGUUUCAAAAUAUGAAAAUAAAUUUGCCAAGCUUCAAAAGAAAGCAGCAGAAUUUAAUUUCAGAAAUCAACUGAAGCAAGUUAAAAAGAAGGAAUUCACUCUUGAAGAAGAAGACAAAGAGAAUCCUUCGAAAGAUAAGAAAAAACCAGAUUGGUCGAAAAAAGGAGAUGAUAAAAAGGUACCAGAACCAAUACCUGAACCAACACCACCAACUCCAGAUAUAUCUGAAAUAUCACCAACACCAACAUCAACAGCAGCAACAACGCCCGCAACAACACCAGCACCAUCACCAUUGCCUCCAUUGGAUUCAUUGCCAAUUGAUCCAUCACCAAUACCAGAUAUAUCACCAUCACCAUCACCACUACCACCAUCUGAAACAACUGAGCCACCUUCUGAAGCUGCUGAUGCUCCUGCCCCUGCUCCACCUACUGAUGGAACAGAAGCACCACCACCAACAGCUGUUGAUGGAGAAGCACCAGCAUCAGAUGCACCACCACCAUCAUCAGAUCCAUCAGCUGAAGGACAACCACCAGCUCCAGUUGCUGAAGGUGAUCCAGCAGCUCCUCCACCAGCUACUGAUGCUCUACCAGCAGCACCACCAGCUGAAGGUGAUGCACCAGCACCAGCUCCAGCAGCACCAGAAUCAGGAGAUCCACCACCACCACCACCUGCAACACCAGCAGCAGAUGUACCAGCAACAGAAGCACCAGCUCCAGCAGCUCCAGCUCCAGAAACAGUUCCUGCACCAGCUGUUGAACCAGCAGCAUCAUAAAUUUAUUGACUUCAACAAGUUCAUCAUCAGUGUAUACUAAAUUCAAUUUUCAAUAAUAAAUAAAAAUAUUAUUAUAUACAAAAAAAAAAUGUUCUUUUUGUUUUCUAAUAUUUGAUUGAACACACACUCUGUUGAAAAAAAUAUCCAUAUGACACAUUUCAUUGUUUUGUUGUACUUUGAAUGAUAAUAAAAAUAUCUUCAUAUGAUAAAAAAAUAUAAAAAAUAGAAACGUGCUUAUCAUUGAAAUGGCAUUGAAUGAAACAUAACUACAUUAUGCAAAAAAGUUUUAUUUCUUUUUUUUUUUUAAUCAAUAAUAAUUAUCAAUUAGUUCAUGAUAAAUUUAAAUAAUAAUAUUUAAUUAUUCUAUUUUUAAUAAACAUGUUAAUAUUAUUAUUUAAAAAAUAUUGAAAAAUUGGAAACUUUAUAAAUGUUACUGACGAAAUUUUCGCAUAAUCAUUGAUUGGAAAAAGAAAAAAAAA